Amoebophrya sp. A25 is the source of this 3516-nucleotide messenger RNA. The record is from the annotation of a GenBank genome assembly. NCBI's taxonomy places the organism in Eukaryota, Dinophyceae, Syndiniales, Amoebophryaceae.
CAAAACUUCAAGUAGCGUCCACAAACCAUAGGAAUGGAGUACUCGACGUAUUGCAUUCAUCCGUUGCCGUCGCUACAGCAAUCGUUUAACAUCGAUAGAGACUUCUUGUUCCAGAAGUCCCGCAUUUUUAGCAUUACUACAUAAUUCAGAACACAAUAACCUAAUAACCUAUAAUCAAAAAGCAACAUUUACUUUACUACAACACAAUAACCUAUCAAAAAGAUUAAGAUGUUGGCAUACUAUCUUUUGUGGUUGGUUAUCCUAAGCGUCUUCUUUGCAUGCGUGGCGGUGAUGUGCAAGAACAGUCGCUACGCGCGGAAGCGGGAUUACGCUAAUCUCGGUUCCUUCGCCGCUGACACAGAUUUGUAGUCCUCGAGCGGAUCUGUUUUAACUUGAAGAUGCUUGUUUGACGGUGUGGCAGGAUGAGUGGCGAACUGUUCUGGAAUAACCUACGAGUGUGGAAGAAGAGGAGGAGAAAAUCAUGCAAUGAAUCGGGUGGAAAAAGAGCAGGCGCUCGGGAGGUUAGGCUCGCGACGAUGAUACUGUUAAGGACCACGGAUCUAGUACUCGAGAUUUGAGUUACUUCUGCUACUGCAUCCUCGAAACCUCUCUAAAUCUAUUACUCUUGCACCUCGUGUUUCUCCUUUCCGGCGUCGCUGCAAAGUGUAGCUAUGAAAAAGUCCUGUUACCAGAAGAGUGGGAGCAUGUCGAGUACUACGCGUCUUUUUUGGAUAAGACCGUUCUACCGACACAACAUCGGAAAGUUUGCUUCGGAUGGUACUCGCGGCUGGCGCAAGUUAUGAGUCUUCUGUUUGGCGUAAUAGAGGAAAGAUAUUAAGUGGCGCCCAGGCCCAGGAUAUUAGGUCUCAAGAAGUUAGUUGCAAUUUCAGACUGUAGAUGCAGUACAAACUUCCUUCAGCUAAGAACUUCAAUCAUGCUUUCCCCUUCUAACCUCCAAGGUCUCUGUUUGCUCAGCGCUUCUGAUGAGCAGCUAGGUGGAAAGAAGGAGUGGUACAAACGAAUGAUUGCGACGAUCUUUGUCAAUUCUCUACCACAUCUCGAAAAGGCUCUUGGGAGCGAUGAAGUGCUGAGCGCCUACAAGAUUCUGAACUUACUUUAUGCAUGACCACAACAACUGCUCGUGCUAUUUCUUGUACCUUAGGCUUGCUUUCUUGCCUUUUGCUCUUCAAAAGUUCAUCUUCCGGAUCCGGCGAUGUAACGAGUUCUUGUUGCGAUGACUUUUCACUCCGUUUUCGAAGAAAGUGAAAGUUUUUUCUAAUUUACAGCUGGUGAUGACGAGUCUCUGCUGCAGUGGGUGAAGCCGACAAUUCCUCUUCUCUAUGGUUUGCCACCAUUCGAACGCAACGAAGCCGAUGCGUGCUCUCUUCCUCUUACAGCCACAAAAACCUUCACAUCAGAAUGCGACAAAAAGAUCUAUGUCUACGACAAUGACAUCAUCCGCAAGUACACGCGAAUCCGCAUCAGCACCACUGCUGGCCAGGAAGGGAUUGAACCGCUUUUGCAUCGCUGGCUUGAGAACUCGGCGUGUAGGACACUUGACCCAGAAGAGGCAGACUUCUUUUUUGUUCCAUUUUACCACAACGGUUUCCAACGCGAAGCCUACGACCCGCCACUGGAGGACUCGACCGAAAUCAUGCGGGAAGCUUAUUAUGGCUGAGGUUUCUUUUCAUUCGUACUCGGAUGAUUGAUAUUCGUCUUCGACUUCGUCACAAGGAGGACUAUGUGUACUAACUACUACUAGUAGAAGGCCUCGUCUGUCGUGAUUAUAGUACUUCUAUCUUCUAGUACCAUGACCAUCUAAAUCUUGACCAUCUAAUUUCCCCACGAAUUAAUCCCAAGCCUUGAGUAUUUCGAUAGUUUUCGACGACGCGAUCACAUUUUUUUGUUUGCGCAUGAAUUUUGGGGUGCUAGAGAGCUGUGGCACAGAGAUCAUGCGUCGAAAGCUAUAUUGUUGGUAGUGGAAAGCAAUCCUCUGGACAUGAAACUGUCUCCGUCCGACGACAUGUUUUUGCAGCGUGAACAAGGACAGGUGUUCGCACGAGGUCGUGUUGGGCAAUUGGAAGUAGAUGUGGAUUCAAAAUCGUGUAGUACUAGUACUAGUACAGGAGAAGGCGCUUGUAACAUCGAUGAUCAUGGUGGAACGAAGAAAGGUACGGGGAAUGCAGAGGACAGCAGAAUGGACGUGGCCGAAGUAGAGGAAGCUUUUUUCUCGGAAUCUUUUUCUCCUUCCAAAGGAGCUCAGAGUGGCAAUACGACAUCUAGACCUCCUUCUUACUACACGGAGCACUGCUUGGACUGCUUUGAUGACAGGAAAGAUCAAAUUUUACCACAACACAUUGACCACUUUGCGAUUCAGAAGUUUUCGCACCACAAUCGGCCUUACCACGAGCGAGAGCAUCUCUAUUGCUUCCGCGGCUCCUUGCAACACAGGCUGUACGACGAAACAACAACGAAGUACCCAUUUCAAGACGUUUCCGCAGGUGAAAUCCGCGCAACGAUACUCAAAUGGGCGAAAAAUUUAUGGAAUUGUUAUUGUUGUUGCUUCGCCACGCUUUACUAGGAAUGUCCUCGCAAUUGCUGAUCAUGCUGUUUGUCUCACUUUUAACGAGUCAAAAGGCAUAGUAAACAUGCCAAAGCCCCACCGUAGUCAUCAGACCCUGCAUCUAGAUUUUAAGUAUUCACAUCUCCUCCCCGUUUUCUUCUUCUAACUGCUCCCAAAGGGAGCAUCGGCGGACAUUUGACUCCUGUGGUCGAGUACUACAAAAGGAUGGGGAAUUGCAAGUUUUGUUUGAUUCCCAAGGGCGUCGGUUUCACGAAUGGACGGCUGUUUGAGAGCUUCUUCUCCGGGUGCAUUCCAGUUCUGCUUUCCGAUGCGCUGCGAUUGCCGUUUGAGAAGACGGUUUUGGAGUGGGACAACAAUCUCGCGAUACGUUUUCCAACCAAACAUAUGGAGCAUUUGCCGAAGUUGCUGGAAUUACUGGAUUCCUCAGAUGGGAAGGAGAAGGUGAACAAGGAUGUUGUAGGUCAUCGACAUACAACAGGCGAUGAAGUAGAUGCACAUGCAGACGUCGUCGAUACAGCAGACCCUGACACAGACACAGAGAACAGUGUCGCUAAGUGGCCGUCCUCUGUGAAAGCUUUGUGGAUUGCAAAUCGUGGUCGCGUGUCGAGCUUUGUGGAUAGUCUAGAGAAAGCUUCGUGUUGGAUCAACUACUAUUCUCAAGAUCCGGGUUGUUCUCCGUAUCAAGGAAUGCUGUUAGGUUUGCGAAGGAACAGGAUUCGUUUGCAACGAGACUAGUUGAAGGAAAAGUGGUCAUGUGUUUUGACUGUACACUUUACGAAAAAAGAUGAUCAAAGGGUCGAAGUGGAUAUGGUGAAUUAUAUACGACCAAGAAGCGAGUUUGCUUCUAAGAAGUACAACAAGAAAGAUGUCACUAUCCUUGUUUCACUCCGCUCGUCUUUCAAUGAGGAAAGUUCAGAGAAGCGCCACACGAA